This is a messenger RNA of Polyodon spathula (Mississippi paddlefish), 3669 nucleotides long. RefSeq lists its product as uncharacterized. The transcript is spliced from 16 exons. Gene Ontology annotation, molecular function: phosphatidylinositol binding. NCBI's taxonomy places the organism in Eukaryota, Metazoa, Chordata, Actinopteri, Acipenseriformes, Polyodontidae. Gene Ontology annotation, cellular component: early endosome membrane; intracellular membrane-bounded organelle. The record is from RefSeq and is a predicted model, not a curated record. The coding region runs from base 300 to 2900 and encodes 866 amino acids.
GCUUCAUUCGAACGCUUUUAUUUUCUACCAUAGUUGGUGCAAAAUUAUUUCAUGUACGCUUAGUAAGCAGCAGUGCUCGAGCCCUCUUUAGUUGCUGUCAAUAAUUAGGGACUCGAUCACCUUGACAGGUAAUCGUGCACCAGCUCACAACACCUUGACAGACACGUAACAGUACUUGCGUGCGAACCCAGAUAUCAAUUUCUAAGAUCGCUGGUCUGUCUGUAGCCACCGUUCUUACUUGUUUCUUCCGGGAAAGAGGUUAUGCUAGUUUGCCUGACUGAGCUCGCCUUAGGAGAGAAAUGAAAUCGAAAGAACACGGCGAUCGUUUACAUGAGAGUCAAGCCGCGUCCAAAAUCUCUCGCACAGCUGGACACCGCCAAUAUAAAGACACGUUUAAAAAGCUAGUCAAGUUGAAAGCCAUGCGCUGGCGCUACUGGAUAACUUUAGCGCUGAUUAUUCUCUCGCUAUUUUAUGGCGAUAUAUGGGCAGUAAUUCAAACAGCAGUCUAUUGUUGUUUCGGUACGAUUGCUGCUACAAUGACCCCUGUUACCAGAAGUUCUCGAAAUGAAAAUGCUACGCAGACAGAAGUGCCUGUUGCUGAGGGACACUGCACGGAAACCAGACAAGAAGAAAACAACCCUGGUACAGAGGAGACUGAUUCCAAUGUCAAUAUUAAGCAGGAGUUCCAGCCAGUGGCACAGUAUCGUCACCUAAAGCAGUCUCUAAGAAAGGUGUUUGAGUGCGCUUAUUCCCAGUUUGUCCUGCUUUGGUACGAUGCUCCUGAGCCCAGAGAGAGACAGGUACUCCACCAGGCCCUGCUACAGGAGUUCCACAACAGCGUGGAUCACCUCAUUCACACAACACAGCACCUGGAGACGAUGACACUGGCUGUGGGAGCCAUCCGUAUUCUCAAUCAGCAUCUGCGGAUCAGCAGUCUGAAUGAAGGGAAGAAGCAGUCCCAGUGCAGGGAUGAAGAGCUGGCCCUGCUGAGAAAGUGCUCUGAAAGUCUGAUUCGUAACCUGCUCCCUCCCUCACUGUGGGGACUCGAUUAUAUGCAGCAUUUAGUGAAUGAAGUUGUAUCGUUGAAAGUUUUAGAUCCUUUGAUUAGCAUGCUGUCAGAUCCAGAUCAUCUAAACCAGUGGGUGGUGAACUUGUUCGAUGCUGCACCAGCUCAGCUGUUAGCUGUGGAGACUGUGGUGGCUGAAGCAGAAGUUAAUCCUCCACAGGAGGACGAGCGAGCGGAUGAGCCACAAGACCCGCCAAUGGAAGAGACUGAAAACGCACCUGAGGAAAAGAAAAAGAAGAUGCGUUUUUUUAAACAUGUUUUCAGUAAACUCAAAAUAAAGAAGAAAAACAAGAAGCAGAGCUCUCGCAAAGAAGACGCUGAUCCUGAACCCGGAAAUCACAGCUUCAGAAGACUGGAGAAUUCACACCCCAGUUUAUCUGAGGCUGAUACAGAAGACCUUGACAGUGGUAGUGUUAUAAGUUACACAGAGAACUUUUUUGUCUUUUCGUAUGAAGUGUGGAAAGUUGGAUAUUGGGAGAUAAUGGUUUUAAAGGUGUGGGAAGAGAAUGAGGAUUUGUCUUUCACCAUUCACAUUGAAGAAAGAGAUCACCCUUUCCAGUGGAAUGUGAAACAGACCCUGACUGCAUUUCGGCAGCUUCUGAGUUGUUUGAAAGAGGCUCCUGGUUUAUCGUGCAUUUCUGACAUUGUGGAAAGCUGGCGGCAGCCUGCUGAUGACGAGUUUCUAGAAAAAGCCAGACUGAAACUUGAAGAUUUAUUAAAGAAGCUGGUAUUGAAUCACCGAGUUAGGCAGAGUGAGGAGUUCUUCAGCUUUCUGCAGCCCCCAGAAUCCCCACUUGAAAGCGACGAGCCUUUCAUGGAAGUGUGGAGGCUUGUGAACAGCGUUGUUUCCUUUUUCGCCCCUGGCGAGAAGUUGGAAGAGGACCAGAAUUGUUCUGAAGACACAGUGAUUCUUGAUGAAAUUAAUGGCUUGGAUGCUGCUAGCUCAGCUUUAGGAGGAGGGGACUGUGAAACUGACUCUGUCCCCAUCAGAGAUCACUUAGUAGAAGAUGCUGGUGACUCUGUGCCCCCCCAGGCAGCUGAAGCUGGGGUAACCGACAGAGGGGGUGCUGGCUCAACUGGAGACGAGGUCUGCAGGGAGGACAAAGCCCAUUGGGGAGACAAACCAAAUCCGGGUCAGUCCAACAUAGCGUAUAGAGCCCUCCUGAUUGGAUCAGCUGACAGUGAGUGUAAUCUGUCUGACUCUGAAGACUCCGAGAUGGAAUGCUGUAUUAAGGAUUCCGGUUCUAAGGCAUCCCUUCCAAAUGGAAUCCCUCCAUGGAAUUCGGGUGAUGUGGUUGACUGCAAAUGCUUAAGAGGCAAGACUGAAAAAGGAGAGGCUAAACUCAACACCAGGCAAGAGGCAAAAACAAAGAAACCUGAGAAGGAAGUGACCAAAGCAAUAUUUGAGCUUCUAAAAGAAAUAACAGAUAAUUCAUUGCUUGUACAUUGUUUUAAAUUGAUUCCAUCUUCCUAUCUGGCACCGAAGUUGUUAUCGAAGCUUCACUUGGACGAGAAGCAGGUGACAGCCCACAUUGAGAACCUCUGUGAGAAGCUGUGGCCCAACGGAAUACCUGCUGAGCCCAGCCCAGAGAGAACUCACACAGAGAAAACCCAGACCAAAGAGAGGGCAGAAGAACUGCUGCUGAAAAUCCUAUCUCCAUACAGCUUAGUCAUAAAAGCCAAGCAUGUGAAGAGCGUGUUCACCACCUUUCAGGAUCUGGAGGCCAACAAGACGCUGCUUUAUAUGCUGUUUUUGUUUCUGUGUAAGGCACUUGUGCCUGGAGACCCAUCCUUGAAUACACAGACAAUUCCCUGGCUGAAGAGACCCCUUUAGCUAAACCCAUGCACAGGGAUGGCAAAGAUUCUACUUGCAGAAGACAGGGUCUAUUUUAAUGAUCUAAAGGGUGGCAGGUCUAAAUACUCUCACUUUUUAACUCUAUUACCAGCUGGACAUUGCUUAUGAGAGUAAACACUUGUGUAGUCCCUAAGGCGAAAGAUUAUGAUACUUUUAUACAGUUUUCAAAACAAGUUCUAUAUUUUCUUGAUGGAUUAUAUGUGUCAAAACUGUGUGUUACCUUGCUUACAAAAUGUACUGUGAAUUUCUUGAGAGUUUGACCAAUGGUUAAGAUUAUAAAUCAAUGCUGCUUUGUGGCAAUGGCUAGUUUCGCAGACCCUGAUUAGGGUUAAUCUUGGGCUAGUUUACCAAAAGUAAAUAUUAGGCAGUCCAACACUGUAAGAAAUGUCUGUAAAUUCAACAGCAAAAUUCUAGUAAACAGUGCAGGUAAAUUGCCUUCUCUUAUAAAAUGACAAUUUACCUUCGAUUUAAUAGCUAAUUACCUGCAUACUAAAAAGAAGAAAAUAUGUUUAUAUUUACAGAAAAAUUCCUUUAAAACAAACAGUUUUUUACAUUAAAGUAAAACGAUAUUUUCCAUUGUUUUAAAGGACCACAUUUCUUUAAAAAACACGGGUAGCGUUGACAGUUAAAUACCGUAGAUAUUACAUCUUAUUACGUUAAAACUGGAAUCCCAGAAUCCUUGCAGGGCUGAUUGCAAACAGCAGUGUUUUAACAAUGUAGUUUGUGUUAUUGUGAGUUAAAUGUGAUA